Coregonus clupeaformis (lake whitefish) is the source of this 1761-nucleotide messenger RNA. RefSeq names its product cellular tumor antigen p53. The transcript has 11 exons. NCBI's taxonomy places the organism in Eukaryota, Metazoa, Chordata, Actinopteri, Salmoniformes, Salmonidae. Gene Ontology annotation, molecular function: RNA polymerase II cis-regulatory region sequence-specific DNA binding; DNA-binding transcription factor activity, RNA polymerase II-specific. Bases 223 to 1416 code for a protein of 397 amino acids. Gene Ontology annotation, biological process: protein tetramerization; apoptotic process; regulation of transcription by RNA polymerase II. The record is from RefSeq and is a predicted model, not a curated record. Gene Ontology annotation, cellular component: nucleus.
AUCCCCGAAACGCACGCAUUUCACUGGAAAACAAUAUUUUGCUUUCUAGCUGCUACAGAGUUGCUGUUUCUUCGACAUUUUUGCAUUGACAGAGAACCAAGGUGCUGCAAGAAAAUAUUAAUCACAGGGAGGCGAGAUCGGAUCGCCUUUCUUCAUCUCCUGCCUUGUGUCCCUGUGUCGAGUCCUCUCCUCCUCCCAUCGGUCCAGUGAGCAGUCGAGAGAAUGAAUGGAUACAGGAUGGAAGAGCAGGAGUUGAGCUUCACCAUGAGCCAGGGGUCCUUCCAGCAGCUUUGGGAGACCAACAUGACUACUCGGGGGCCCAAUAUUCCACCGUUGGUGACUGAAAACUGGUCUGACCUGGAUGUCUCGCUCCCUCCCGUCCUUCCCGAGGCCACCUUCCACGAGAACUUUGACGAGGGGCUGUUUGAGCUGCCGGAGCCCCUUGCCGUGGAGCCCUCGGUGUCGCCACAGGACAGUGUGCCUCCCCCUACCUCCACCGUCCCCUCCAACAUCGACUACCCGGGGGAGCAUGGCUUCGAGCUGCGCUUCCACAAGUCUGGCACCGCCAAGUCGGUCACCUCCACCUAUUCUGUGCAGCUGAUCAAGCUGUACUGCCAGCGGGCUAAGACCUGCCCGGUGGAGGUGCUGAUGGCCAAGGAGCCCCCGCUAGGAGCCAUCCUCCGUGCCACAGCCAUCUACAAGAAGUCAGAGCACAUGUCCGAAGUGGUCAGCCGCUGCCCCCAUCACCAGAGCACCUCAGACAACAAUGAAGGUGUGGCCCACCGCAGUCACCUGAUCAGGGUGGAGGGGAGCCAGCGGGCUCAGUACCUGGAGGACAGCAACACCAAGCGUCAGAGCGUGCUGCUGCCCUACGAGCCUCCUCAGCUGGGCUCCGAGGCAACUACUGUUCUCCUGAACUUCAUGUGCAACUCCAGUUGCAUGGGUGGUAUGAACCGACGGCCCAUUCUCACCAUCCUGACCCUGGAGACCCAGGAAGGUCAGGUUUUGGGUCGCCGUUGUUUUGAAGUCCGAGUCUGUGCCUGCCCUGGCCGGGACCGCAAGACCGAGGAAGAGAACGCAAACAAAGCUCGAAACGGGACCAAGAACACCAACGGCACCAAGAGAAAGUCCCAACAGGCCCUGCCGCCUCCGGGAACCAGUAAGAAGAUCAAGAGCGGCUCUAGCACUGAGGAUGAAGACAAGGACAAUGUAUUCUUGUUGCAGGUUUGUGGAAGACAGCGCUAUGAGUGGCUCAAGAAGAUCAAUGAUAGUCUGGAGCUGAUGGACCACGUUCCUCCCGCUGAGCAGGAGAAAUACAAGAAGAAAGGUUCCCCAAAGAGCCUCAAGCAGGAUGCAUUGGCCCCAAAGAGCGGAAAGAGGAUGGUUACAAAGGAAGAGAGGAGCGACUCUGACUAAGGCCAGGACACCUCAGUCCUUCCUCUGCUGUCUAUUCCAGACCAACAUUAAAUUGUGACUCCAAAGUAAAUGCCCAAUACCAAACCCUAGGCCCUACAUGUAGGCACUUCUUACAAGUCUGAAAGGAUAGGUGUUAGCAAGAUGGUAAUAGCUCCACCUAGGCCAUACUCAACAGGCGGACCGCGGUCCGGACCCAGUUUAUGGUCAAUAUGGACCUCGGGUCCCCCCCCCCCACACACGGCAAAAUGUGUAGAAUUGCAGGAAAUGAGCUUUAAAACUACACAAAAAAAUCUCCGCCCCAUCGCAAAAUGUGUGGAAUUGCAGGAAGUUAACUUUAAAACUACA